AUGAGCACUAAGCCAAAAAGCCACAAGGCCAUGGGAGACGGCGAGUGGAUGGCCAGGUUGAGGACUUUUGCCCGCUGUGGGGUUUGGCCUUCUGGAGAAGGCAACAGACCAGCCCCAAGGCAACGGAAGUGGUAUGACCUCUACCAGAAGAUUGAGAAAUGCCCCAUGCAGGCCCAUGGGCAGACCACCCUCUUUGGAGGCUCCAUGGCCUGCAAUUGUGGAUUCCACACUAAUAAGUCUGCCACUGCCACUCACUCUUCUGCUGCACCUCUUGCUGCUUCCGAUACGGCUCCUGAAGCGGCUGCUUCUGCCCAACCCUCAUUCCUGAGGCCUCCUCUAAAUUUGACUAUGUUCAAUAAGUCACGCUUUGGCGGGUCCAAGUCGACGAUGCUAAAACCCAACUUAGUGGAUCGGAGGACCCCCAGCCCCUCUCCUUCACCCUCUGCAUCCUCAUCUUCUCUUCCCAGCCCCUCUCCUCCUUCAUCCGUGAGGACUCAGGCUAUGUCCUCUGUGAGGACUGCCGCCACUCCUCUAUCCUCUGUGAGAAGCUCCACCACUUCUGUGUCUUCUGUGAAGACCACCAGUCCCUCUCCUCCAUCCUCUGAAGGAACAGCUAGGCCUUCUCCUCCCAGCACCUCUCCCGCUCCAUCCUUUGUGAUGACCCCCAGCCCAUCUCCAUCCUCUGAGGAGCCUGGAGGAGUCCAGCCAGCCACUGGGGCCCCAGCUUCUUUCUGGCUGCCAGGUGAAUGGCCCAAGACCAUCCCUGUGCAGGACCAGAGGUGGAUUGCCAGCACUAUUUUCCACGCUGGCAAGCUGCGGCCCGAUUUGAAGCUGUGGUAUGAGCCGCCUGUCCCAGCUCUCAUUUAUCACCAGACACCUACACCUGACCGUUUCUUCACCCAUCGGUUGAUGGUGUGGAUGCCCUACCACCUGUGGAAGGUGAAUGUUUUCUGUCCAGCUUGUGGCAAGAACCUGACAGGCUAUGGUGUCCACAAAAGAGCUCGGAAGGUUCUGGACAUCGACAGGUACUACGUGAUGGUGACAGAGACACUCAGGUGCACUGUGUGUUCUCUGAACUAUCUGUCCACUAGCCAGACUGUCCGGGACCAGCUUGACCUGCCGCACCAGAAAAUGUUCCGGCUGAUCCUGACCCGCAAGUAUGCCUGUGACAUCCGUGUCAUUAGGCUGCUUCGGGACCGGACACUGGGCAACAGCCCAGCUCGUUUGGUGCGGCAGUUAAAAGAGAACCAUGGGGAGGAAUGGCUAAAUCGGUUGGCACACUAUCUUGGGGAGUGUGCUGACGUUGUCGAUCGACCCAGCCUUUCUCCGGUGGUCUGCCAGGAGCCUCCAGAGCCAAUUGAGAUCCCCACCAGUCGUUGGCUGCUCUCAGUGUACGGCAGGGAUAUCCUCUCCAGAAUUGGACACAUAAAGGCCAGCAUCACAUCCAUCUAUGGCAAAAUCUUAAAGAUGGAUUCCACAAAAAAGAUCACAAAGAAGCUGGCUGGUCAUGGACGGGGGACAGCACUCUGGUUAACCUCAAUUGGAAAUGAGGUUGGCCAGAUAGUGACCAGUGUGCUGUCAGUGCAAGAAGGGCCGGGACUGGACAGGAUGGUGACCGGUGUAAUGGAGCGGUACCGCCAGGCUGCCAUUCCACCACCGGUGCUGCUUUAUGUGGACUGUGGCUGCUGUGUGAGUGAGGGAGCAACAAGCAAGCUGCAGACCAGGUUCGGCAAGUGGCCAGACCUUCAGAUACGUCUGGACAUCUGGCACUUCAUGAGGAGGAUGGCCGUGGGCUGCACCACCGAUGCCCAUCCCCUCUACCCCACCUUCAUGGGAUGCCUGUCUGCCUGCAUCUUUGAGUGGGAUGCUGGAGACCUCAGCCUUUUGCGGCAGGCAAAGAAAAAACAGCUGAUGCAGGAGGGUGUGCCAGCUCUUACUGACAUCCUGGUGGACAGGAGCAUCAGUAAAAAAGAGCUAAGUCUUUACUGCCGUAGGAGGACACGAGGUGAGGAGGCCACCAUCCACCUCAUUGAGAGGCUGCUGCAGGAGCUGGGUGGUGCAAAUGGGAGGGACCUUAUGGGUGUCCCACUGCUGGAAGAGGUGCGCAUGGAGCACAUCUGGCGUGUGCAGAAACGCCAUGUCAAGUGCAUCCAGGAUGUGCCGGGUGUGCCUCUAUACACUGAGGUAGGCACCACCACAAAGGCAGGGGUCACCCUGACUAGAUAUCGGUGUGCCAGAGGGUCCACAUCCCUGGAGUCUUUUCACUGCCACCUAAACAGGUUCAUUCCAGGAACCAGUGCAAAUGCACUGAAUUUCCAGCUGUACCUGCUAGAAGGCUUGAAUAGGUGGAAUCAGGAUCGGGCGGCUGCAUCAGUGACCAGCAAACCAGCAUCCCUUCUCACCUACUCCGGGGAUAUGGCCCACUGUGUCAACACCAACAGCCUGAAGGUGUUUGGUCGGCCUUUUGUGCCAACUUUCAGGCCACCUGCUGAAUACACUGGAGAGCUGCUUGGUGUUGACUACCUGCUGAGUCAGACCGGACAGCCCCUGGCGGUGGACCCUGACUCAGAAGAGACAGAGAACAUGCUGGAGGAUGUGGAUGAAGGCGAGGAUGAAGAAGAUGAGGGCUUCGGGGAAGACCAUGACAUUACUGUGUCAAGUCUUACCGAUGACCCAAGCUUCUCUGUCUCCUCCCAUUUUCUGCCCUCCUCUGAGUCUCUCUCCUCCACCCAGCCUGCUGCCUCCUCCACCCUGGCUGCUGCCUCCACCCUGCCUGCUGCUUCCUCCACCCAGCCUGCUGCCUCCUCCACCCUGGCUGCUGCCUCCACCCUGCCUGCUGCUUCCUCCACACUGCCUGCUGCCUCCUCCACCCUGGCUGCUGCCUCCACCCUGCCUGCUGCUUCCUCCACACUGCCUGCUGCCUCCUCCACCCUGGCUGCUGCCUCCACCCUGCCUGCUGCUUCCUCCACCCAGCCUGCUGCCUCCUCCACCCUGGCUGCUGCUUCCUCCACCCAGCCUGCUGCCUCCUCCACCCUGGCUGCUGCCUCCUCCACCCAGCCUGCUGCCUCCUCCACACCAGGUGCAUCAGCAUCUCCUGAUGAGUCUGUGGCAUUGGAUAGUGUUGGUCUGCCAGGCAUGGACAGAGUCGACAGCCUGGCAGAGUAUCUGGUGGAGCUUAGGGACCAGCCCUCUCUGGUCCUCACCAACCAGCAGGUGAGCAAUAUAGUUGCUCUUUGGCAGAACCUGCUUGAUUUUGAUAGGCAAAGGGUGGUGUUUGCUGCCAGACACCAGAGCAGGCUGGACACAGGGAGGUUCAGGUCCCCCAAGAAGAGGCAGGAGUUCACUCCAGGGGUGGAAAGUAUGAAGAGGCACGCACUCACCACCACAGCACCACUUGCCCAGUGGCCAGAUUGUUGUCGCCUGAUAGAGACCAUUUUUGUGAAGCUCUGUGCCAUCCAUAAAAGUCCUAAAAAGAAGGGGACAAGCACCGUGUCCAGGUGGGUCCUCAUCUUGGAGGACUACAAGAAAAUCAGGCAGCGCAUUCUGGCCAAUGCUGCUGUUAUGCAGCAGACCACCCUGCAGCUGGUGGAUGUAAGUCACACAACACUGGUUCAGUGGCACAAUAAGAGAGUGAAAAGGCAGGACAGUGCAGUAUUAAUGCAAGGGCUGCAACUGCCUAGCCGCUUGUCUGUGGCGGCUGACCCUCUACUACCUGCCAAUGUGCGUCCCCCGUCUGCACCCCCCCAACCAGGCCAAGCUCACCAAUACCACCUGCCCAGUAGCACCGUGGGCCAGGCACAAACAAAGAGGAAGAGGAAAGUACCUCUAGCCCCAGUGGUUCUGUCACCACCAGCUGAGAGACCUCAAACCCAGCGGCAACUCUUUCCUGCUCCACCCCCAGGUGCUCAACUGGUGUGGCUGACGCCAAUGGCCUCACAGGGAUUUACAGGGCCAUUCCUAGUUGCUGCUCCACAGGCUCAUAUGACCAGCCUCUCUUCUGCCCCUCCUGCUGCCCCAGUACGAAAGCUGACACGCAAAGUACAGCACAACACGUGCAAAAAAUGCGGGCAGUUCAGGACAGCGGAGACUGGGCAUAGCCAAUACAAGGGAAUUAUUUACUGCCCCUCUGUAGAGACUGUGCCAAAGGAGCAGUGGUUGGAGGAUAUAAAAAAAACUAAAUGA
Messenger RNA from Carassius carassius (crucian carp), 4182 nucleotides. RefSeq lists its product as uncharacterized. NCBI's taxonomy places the organism in Eukaryota, Metazoa, Chordata, Actinopteri, Cypriniformes, Cyprinidae. The transcript is spliced from 11 exons. The record is from RefSeq and is a predicted model, not a curated record. Bases 1 to 4182 code for a protein of 1393 amino acids.